Messenger RNA from Monomorium pharaonis (pharaoh ant), 2269 nucleotides. Its product is annotated as cytochrome P450 9e2-like. Lineage: Eukaryota; Metazoa; Arthropoda; Insecta; Hymenoptera; Formicidae. The transcript has a single exon. Bases 154 to 1710 code for a protein of 518 amino acids. The record is from RefSeq and is a predicted model, not a curated record. Gene Ontology annotation, molecular function: iron ion binding; oxidoreductase activity, acting on paired donors, with incorporation or reduction of molecular oxygen; heme binding.
UAUUGCUCGUGCGAACAGCAAUUGACCGUCGUUCUCCGACGCGUGACAACGGAUACUUCAAUAGCAUCAUAGAGAAUAAUAGAUUUGUCUAGUAAAGUGUGUUACGUUGCAUCGUGAAUUCAAAGGUGGAUCAAAGUAAACAUCGUUAUCAACAUGAUAUACGUAAUCGUAUUGUCGGUGAUAGCGGGCACCUUAGGCCUCUACUAUUUUCUCUUCAAGGACUUAAAUUACUUUAAGAAACAUGGAGUACCGUAUGUGAAGCCUUUUCCCAUAGUAGGAAGUAUGGGACCAAUGCUACUCCGUACUCAAUCAAUAGCUGAUUUUGUUAAAUCAUUAUACGAUUCAUAUUCUGACGCCAACUACAUCGGUCUGUACGAUGUGAAGACUCCACUCGUACUGCUACGCGAUCCUGAGCUUAUUAAAUCUGUGACGUUAAAACAUUUUGAUUCGUUUAUGGAUCACAUUGGUGGCAUUUCUGAGAAUCAAGAUAAAUUUUUUGGCAAAAAUCUUAUAUCUCUUCGCGGAGACAGAUGGCGUGAUGUACGAUCCAUAUUGAGCCCGGCUUUCACGUCCAGCAAAAUGAAAAGUAUGUUUAAGCUGAUGUCAAAUUGUGGUGUUGACUUUGCUAGUUAUUUGACGCAAUUGCCACCGGAAAAGAAGAUAAUGGAAAUGAAAAACGUCUUCACGAGAUAUACAAAUGAUGUAAUCGCCACUUGCGCUUUUGGUAUUAAGGUAGAUUCUAUGAGAAAUCCGAAAAAUGAUUUCUUUGUGUACGGUACAGAGGCAACCAAUUUUAGCGGUUUUAUUCUUUUUAAAUUCUUAAUAUUUAGAAAAAUGCCUCAAUUGGCACGAAUACUUAAAUUAAAAUUUAUUCGUGAAAAAAUAGCAAAUUUCUUCCGAGACCUUGUAAAAACUACUAUAAAAACUAGAGAUGAAAAUGGUAUCGUUCGUCCAGACAUGUUACAAUUGAUGAUGGAUAGUAGAGGUAAAAAUGGUAAGGCAGAAUUGGAUAUUGACGAUAUGGUGGCACAGGCGUUUAUUUUCUUCUUUGGAGGCUUCGAAAGUACAUCAACAUUAAUGUGCUUCGCCGCUCACGAAAUCGCGAUAAAUCCAGACAUACAAAAAAGACUUCAAAAUGAGAUUGACCAGGUCCUGGAGAAUACAAAUGGGCAAGCAUCUUAUGAAGCUAUUAAUGGCAUGGAGUAUCUAGAUGCUGUAAUCAACGAGGCUUUGAGGAUGUAUCCGGUUUCCGUGAUAUUGGAUAGAAUAUGCUUAAAUGAUUUCGAACUACCGCCGGCAUUACCAGGAACAAAACCUUUUAUUAUAAAAAAAGGACACGGUAUAUGGAUACCAGUUUAUGCACUUCAUCAUGAUCCCAAAUACUUCAAAGAUUCGGAGAAGUUUGAUCCCGGGCGAUUUCUUGGUGAUCGGAAAAAGGACAGCCUCAAUUGUGGUGCCUACCUUCCUUUUGGUCUUGGCCCCAGAAUGUGCAUAGGUAACAGAUUUGCAUUGUUGGAGACAAAGGUUCUGCUUUUUCAUUUGCUGGCACGUUGCGAUCUGAAACCUUGUGAGAAGACACCACCAAUGCCGAUUAAGUUCUCCAAGGAUGGUUUUCUCUUGAAACCUGAAGGUGGUUUCUGGUUAAAUGUAACGCCAAGGAAAAACACGCAUAACUCUAUUGUAGCUAAUGUUACUAACGGAACAUACUAGACAUAAAAACAAACAUUGGUUUAUCUUUUUAAUCAAAUUUUUACAACGUAUAAUUAAAUGUAUCUUGUUAUUUUGCGUAUUUUAUUUCACAAAUUUUAAUAUUAGUUAGUAUUUGUCAUGUUUGUUAAAAAGAUAAUUAAAAUUUUUUAUGAUUAUGCAAUUAGUAAAUUAUGGCGUAAUUAUAAUCAAGAACAAAACAUAUCGUUAAAUUAAAGUAAUGUGCGCGCGCGCGCGUGUGUGUAUGUUGUGCGUGUGUACCGCAAAGAAUUUAUUUAUAUUAUGUUUGUCAUAUGAGUUAAAUGCAUUUUUAGAAGUACGUUCAAUUAAACUAGAGAAUCAAUAAAUGUUAAUAAAAAUAUUUUAAUGUUUUAUAUAUGUUAAUUCUUUAUAUACUAGAAAUGAAAAACACGCAUAUACACACACACACAAAAUUACGUACAAAAUAUAUAUAAGAUGCUAAAAAUUAUAAAAUCGUAUUAUACUCCAGAUCACGACAUAAUGUUAUAUUGAUUAUUUAUUAGGGUCAUGUUUUUUGACAUAGCCACACUAAGAAAAAAAA